AUGGAAACUCACCCCAACUUCCAUGCUAGUCCAUUCGAUGGGUCCGUGGAAAACACUGAGUUUAAGUUCAGUAGCUUGUACCUGCACCACAUUUUCAGUGGAUCAAACCCAACCCAAGCAAACAUCAUAGUUGGAGAUGCUACCACUAAGUUGGGCAGGACAUCAGUUCACGACUGGGCCAUAUAUGAUGGGGUUGGCACCGACGCCAAGCUAGUGGGCCGUGCACAAGGGCUGCAUAUCAACGCUGGUAGUUGGCACAAUACGUUCACCAUUCGAUUCGAGAUUGAAAGGUUCAAGAAGAGCACACUUCAGGUAAUGGGAGAAUCUGUAGCCCAAGAAGGUGAGUGGGCUAUUGCCGGUGGGACAGGUGAACUCGCAAUGGCAUGUGGUGUUAUACACAAAACAUGGCAUCAGGAAACAGAUGGUGGUACCAUAAUCCAACUUAACAUCCAUGGAUUCUGCCGCAUGAAGCUACCCAUUCUCACAAAGAGUGGCCCCUGGGGUGGCAAGGAGGGUUCUGCUGUUGGCAUGGAAAAACCCUCCAAGAUUGCAAGUAUCGCCAUCCACUAUCAAGAAAGAAUUGAUUCAUUUGAAUAUAAUUACUUUGACCAAUAUGGCAACAGCCGUUACACAAAUAUUUGGGGCACUAAGAGUCCCAAUCGCGCAGAGAUUGUGUUGGGCCCUGAAGAAAUUGUGACCGCAAUGUCUGGAACUGUUAUCGAACAUAAUAAUAUCAAUGUUAUACAGACACUGAAGUUUACCACUAACGAAAGAACAUACGGACCUUAUGGAAAUACUGAAAAUAUACAAGGUGGUACAGUACACAAUUUCAGCGCUGUGAUGCCAAAUGGUCAAGCAAUUGUUGGCUUCUUUGGGCAUACUGAUAUGACAUGCUUGAAUGGAAUAGGUGUUUACGUAGCCUAG
Molecule: messenger RNA, 924 nt
Organism: Triticum turgidum subsp. durum (durum wheat)
Lineage: Eukaryota; Viridiplantae; Streptophyta; Magnoliopsida; Poales; Poaceae
Source: the annotation of a GenBank genome assembly